This is a messenger RNA of Chenopodium quinoa (quinoa), 1044 nucleotides long. RefSeq names its product protein ALP1-like. The transcript is spliced from 3 exons. NCBI's taxonomy places the organism in Eukaryota, Viridiplantae, Streptophyta, Magnoliopsida, Caryophyllales, Amaranthaceae. Bases 1 to 1044 code for a protein of 347 amino acids. The record is from RefSeq and is a predicted model, not a curated record.
AUGUUAGUUUUGAGAGGGCUUUAUAAAGAGAGUGAUGUGAAAUGCAAGAGUGAGCUUCGCGUUAAUAGAAGAACUUUCAAUAUUAUUUGUGAGAUGCUUAGAGACAUUGGUGGUUUGAGUGGAACAAAAAACAUGUCACUUCAAGAGAUCGUAGCCAUGUUUUUAUACACGUUGGCUCACCACAAGAAGAAUAGGUCUAUUGGACAAUAUUUCUUUAGAAGUGGAGAAACCGUGAGCCGACAAUUUCACCUUUGUCUAAGGGCUCUUCUCAAAUUACACGAAGUAUUACUUUACAAUCCCACACCAAUAUUAGAUGAUUGUGAAGAUGAAAGGUGGAAAUUUUUCAAGAAUUGUUUAGGGGCAUUAGAUGGGACUUACAUUAAUGUAAAUGUGCCUUCACAAGAACGACCAAAAUAUAGAACAAGAAAAGGAACAAUUGCUAUGAAUGUAUUGGGUGUUUGUGCACCCAAUUUGCAAUUUAUUUAUGUUCUUCCUGGUUGGGAAGGUUCGGCCCAUGAUAUGCGUGUACUUCGCAAUGCUCUCUCUAGACCAAACGGUUUUAGGGUACCUCGAGGUAAUUAUUAUUUGGUUGAUGCGGGAUAUACGAAUUGUGAGGGUUUUCUUGCUCCAUAUAGAGGUCAAAGAUACCAUUUAAAAGAAUGGACGGAUCAACAACCCGAAAGUGUCGAGGAGUUCUAUAACAUGAAACAUGCUAGGGCGCGAAAUGUGAUUGAGAGAUGUUUUGGCCUACUUAAAGGAAGAUGGAGUAUUCUUAGAAGUCCUUCAUUUUUCCCUAUAAGAACUCAUGGACGUAUCGUGAUGGCUUGUUGCUUAUUGCAUAAUCUAAUUAGAAAAUUCAUGCCUACGGAUGAUAUAAACGAAGAUGAAUUGAAUGAAUCCGAUGAUGAUUCCGAAAGUGAUUCCGAUGAUGAAAGGGAAUUUAUUACAAGUGUUGCUACUUCGGAUCAUUGGACCAAUUUUAGAAACAAAUUAGCCCAAGAUAUGUUUAAUGAUUGGAGGGCGAGAGGUAGACAUGGUCAAUAG